This is a messenger RNA of Durotheca rogersii, 643 nucleotides long. RefSeq lists its product as uncharacterized. The record is from RefSeq and is a predicted model, not a curated record. The transcript has 2 exons. The coding region runs from base 100 to 528 and encodes 142 amino acids. Lineage: Eukaryota; Fungi; Ascomycota; Sordariomycetes; Xylariales; Xylariaceae.
CAACGAAGGGCGAUUGCGAUAUAAUAGCCUACUAGUUCUAACAGCAUAGAAAACGUUUACCCAGAGUCGUUAUCGCCGUCAUCACUUGACACCCUCCUCAUGGGUCCCUAUCUCACCCCUAAAGACGUGAAAGGCCGAUGUCUCUCACCACAGACUAAACUCGAUAUUGACGACGGUCUUCAUGAUUUAGAGCAUGAUAUUUAUCCUGAUAUCACCAACUUUUGCGAGCGCUAUGACGGUUACACUCCAGUUAUCAAGGCUUUUAUCAAGGACAGCAAUGCCACCCUCACUCUAUUUUCAAAUGUCGAGAUCCUCGCAUAUACCAUACACGAUGGAUUCAGAAUCAACAUGACUGCGGAUACGUACGUAACCUAUUGGUGUAGCUGGCAGAAUUGUGGCCUGUUAAGAGCCACAUCUGAGUUACUAACAACGUGGAAUCGACAUGGGAGAACACCAACCCUCCCGGCGCCGGCGCUGAAUAUCUUGGCGUCUUACAUCCCGCCAGGAGGUCUUUUCGGCUAUAGCUGAACUGACCCCCACACUCGCCGGAUGCCCUUCAACGACGUCGCCAAGACAAGCCGGCUCCUAUCAAAUCAGAUCUAUCCCCCGAGUUACAUGGAGGGCCGUGGGCUGUGCCAACUAG